Messenger RNA from Ichthyophthirius multifiliis, 1269 nucleotides. RefSeq names its product mRNA capping enzyme alpha, putative. Gene Ontology annotation, biological process: 7-methylguanosine mRNA capping. The transcript has a single exon. Gene Ontology annotation, molecular function: ATP binding; mRNA guanylyltransferase activity. The record is from RefSeq and is a predicted model, not a curated record. Lineage: Eukaryota; Ciliophora; Oligohymenophorea; Hymenostomatida.
UUAGGCGCAUAACCAAUAUCACUACGAAUAAAUGAUAUAAAUAAUAAAAUAAAAGAUAAUAAAUCAGAAACAAAUUUCCUAAUGAGUGAAAAAACUGAUGGAGUUCGAUAUAUGAUGAUAAUAACAAAUAAAGGUAAUAGCUAUUUGACAGGAAGAAAUACAGGAUAAAAUAAAUAAUACAAGUUACAUAAAACAAAUAUUUAAUUAUAAAGCAAAAUUUUUUCAAACAAAUAAGACAAAUCUAUAGAAAUAAUUGAAAUAUUUGACGGAGAGUUAAUAAUGGAUCAACACGGUGAAGAUUUUUACUUAAAAUAUUUAAUUUUUGAUUGUAUUCUUCAUUUUGGAUAAAAAAUAAAUAACAAUCCUUAUAUUUAGCGUUUAACAGAUGCCUUAUAUUUUUUAGAUUAUAAUAAUAUGUUCUUUGAAAUAAUUGGACAAUAAAUACCUUAACCCUCUAAAUAUAACUUUAAUAUUUAAUAACAAUAAACAGAAAAUAAUUCAGAAAUGAAUAUCGAUGAUGAAGAUAAUCUAAUAUUAGACGAAUAAAUAGUGAAUUACAUAUUUUUAUGUGUUAAAGAUUUUUAUAAAUAUAAAUAUGUUUAAUUUAUGUUUGAUCAAUAUAUUCCUACACUUCCUCAUAGUAAUGACGGAUUAGUAUUUACUAAAAAUUUAUCAGCAUAUAAACCCGGAACUGAUGAAAACAUAAUAAAAUGGAAGCCGCCUUCAAUGAAUACUAUUGACUUCUUAUUAGUUCCAAAUACUGAUAGCAUUUUAGACGAGUUUAAUGAUUAUGAAGAAGAAUUGGAAGGGAAGGUUCUUGAUUUAUAUGUUAUGGAACAUGUUUAAGAAAGAGAUUAAUAUGAAAUUAUUUUUUUUGAUUUUAUGAUAACUGAAAAAAAGUUUUAUAAUCAUAUAAGAGAACUAUUAACAAAAAAAGAGGGAGCAAAAGGAAUAGUAGCAGAAUGCAAAUGGGCAAAUGCGAACAUAUAAUAAUAAAAGUUAUUAGAAAUUAUAUAUAAGGAAAGUACAGAUAAAUUAAUGAGAUGUCCAGAAUAUAAAAGCGAUUAUAAAAAAGAGAACGUAAGAUUAUGGGUUUCUUAAUAAAAAACAAGUUAUAAAACUCAAUAAUAUAAAUAAUGUUGGGUAUAUGAUAGAAUUAGAGAAGAUAAAAACUAAGCAAACAAUAUAAAAAUAGCUAAAGAUAUAGUAAGCUCAAUUAAAGAGAAUUUAGAUAAAGAUAAACUUGUAUAAAUUUUAACUGGAAAAUGA